Brachypodium distachyon (stiff brome) is the source of this 2726-nucleotide messenger RNA. RefSeq lists its product as uncharacterized. The record is from RefSeq and is a predicted model, not a curated record. The transcript has 11 exons. NCBI's taxonomy places the organism in Eukaryota, Viridiplantae, Streptophyta, Magnoliopsida, Poales, Poaceae. The coding region runs from base 531 to 2417 and encodes 628 amino acids.
UACGGUCAGACGUCGUGUGUGGACACAGAAGAGGGAGGCGAGCAGGAGGACGGCAUGGCGAGUUCUUGGCUGCUCGGCGGCAUUACUCCCCGCGUCAGUGCAUUCAACGCGGCUCACCAAACCCCUUCCAUUCGCUAGCUUCCCCGCAAUAACUCCCCACCUUAAUUCCCUUCGCCAUCCGUCUCCAGUGUCCACUCUCCCUGUCGCUCUCCCAGUCCAGUCCCACUCUUCUUCUUCCUCCUCCACCUCCUCCUGCUCCGCUGUCUAACUGUGCAGUGCACCGACGUCGCUGCCGCGGCAGCAGCAUCGUGGUGCUACUAUUACCUGUGCUGUGCAUUAAUAACGGCCGGCACUGCGCGCAUGCCCCGGAUGCUCUUUGCCCCCCGCGGGAGGAAACUGGAAUCCCAAUCAAUCCGGACCCUGUGCACGCAGCAUUCUCUGCUCAUAUAAUGCCCAUGCGGCGGCGUGCCCGGACUGAUGCGUUUCUGCGGUAGGUAGCUACUAGUAGGUAGUAGAGGUGGGCAUCUGGCAUGGCCUCGAUCCAAGGGAAGAUGGAGCAGCAGGCAGGAGGAGUGGUCGGAGAACAAGGACCGUGCGAGGAUGGUGCCAAGAACGGCGACCCGGUUCCUGAGUCGGCGUCCAAGCCCCCCACCGUGCCGCAUCACCGGCGAUCCAAGAGCGCUUCUUCUUCUGGUAGGAACCAGGAGCCGUGCAAGCAUGGCGGCGGCGUGGAGCACCGCUUCCAUCAAGCACAGAACCCGCCGGACGCGAGGAAACCUUCUUCUCACGACGCGGCAGGAGGCUCGGCGGCGGCUCACCGGAGGCCGCCGAGGGAUCGCCAGCCGUGCGCGGCGGCUGCGCCGCCGAACCACCGGGUGUCGCUGGAGAACGACGUUUCGCAGCUGCAACUCCAUCUGCAUCAGGAGAGGUCAAUCCGGAUCAUGCUUGACCGGGCCAUCGGCCGGGCCUCCAGCACUCUAUCUCCUGGCCACAGGCACUUCCCAGCUCAGACGAAGGAGCUGAUAGCGGAGAUCGAAUUGCUCGAAGAGGAGAUCGCGAACCGUGAACAGCACGUCCUCUCCCUCUACAGGAGUAUAUUCGAUCAGUGCGUGUCCGGGCCUUCGUCGGGACAGAGUUCCGGCAUUUCCUCCCCAGCUCACACCAAGAGCGUGAGCUCGAGUACGAGGCGGUCGAGCAUAAUCUCAAGUGCAUUUUGCUCAUCGAAGAAGCUGCCCCUUCAACCUUUCCAGAUCAUGUCAUCAGUGUCGGAGUCAGGGAAAACGAAGAACAUGCUCAAGACCAAAAUCAAGCAUGAAUCUUUCUCGAGCGAAACAUUGGAUAUCCGUCCUAUUUCCCUUGCAUCAGAUCCAAGGAAGCUGCCUUAUUCAGGAAGCAGUUCGCUGGCACGUACUCUGAAAGAUCAUCUCUACCAAUGUCCAAGUAAGAUAUCUGAAGAAAUGGUUAGAUGCAUGGCCUCCAUAUACUGUCUUCUGCGCACCGAGUCACCAGAAAAGCCAGAAAAGGCCCGGUCGCCGUUCUUGUCAAGAUCAUCAACAAGUGUCAUUCUUCCCCGGAGGGGAAAUGCUGAAGAAAAUAAUAAUCCUCCAACCAACAAAAGCAUUGUUGAAGUAUGCUCAAUAUCGGUUGAAAAGAAUCAGAUGCCAGAUGUCUCUUGUGCAAUUACCCACUACAGGUUGCUUGUGGAGCAGCUUGAAAGGGUUGAUCUGAGUAUGUCAGAUAGCAGUAUCAAACUGGCCUUUUGGAUCAAUAUGUACAAUUCUCUUGUCAUGCACGCAUAUCUAGCAUACGGAAUCCCAAACAGUUCUCUGAAAAGAAUGGCUCUAUUUCACAAGGCUGCCUACAAUAUUGCUGGUCAUGCUGUCACCGCCAAUUCCAUCGAACACUCCCUGCUAUGCUGCAGAUCCCCACGGAUCGGUCGUUGGUUCGAAUCCAUCCUGUCGACGGCGAUGCGGAAGAGAUGCGCGGACGAGAAGCAGCUGGUCCAGCUCAACUUCGGGCUGCCGGACUGCCAGCCUCUGGCCCUGUUCGCCCUGUGCACCGGUGCCGCCUCCGACCCCAUGCUGAAGGUGUACACGGCGAAGAACGUGGCGGUGGAGCUGGAGCGGGCGAAGCGGGAGUUCCUGCAGGGCAGCGUGGUUGCGCGGAAGCCGAGGAAGGUGCUCCUGCCGCGCCUCGUCGAGCGCUACGCCAGGGAGGCCGGACUCGCCGGCGGAGACGGCGGCGUCCUGGCGUGGGCGCGGGAGAACGUGGACGGCCGCGCCGCGCAGGACGCCGUCCAGCGGUGCGCCGCCGCCGCCGGAGGUCGGCGGGCCGUCGAGUGGCUGCCGUACAACACCCGGUUCCGCUACGCCUUCGCCAGGAGCGUGGUCGACAAGGCCGCCGUGCUGCCGUCCUAGCAUGGCGUUGGCGUAGCGUGCGUGCAGCCGGUGCAAAACCACGGAUGCCUCGUGGACCGUGUCGCCAUUGUUCCGCCAUGGAGAAGAGGAUGAUGAUCAUAGACAGAAAGACGAUGACGAUUGAUGAGGAUGCGGACCGGGACUAGCUUAUAGUAUUACUAGUAUGCUUCCUACGCUGUACAGAGAUCGCGUAGGAUUUGCUGCUGCUUCGAUGAGUACCAUACCAUGAAGAUCGAUAAUGAUUGAUUUUCCAGCAUUGCUGGCGAUAUAACUCUGAGGGUUCCUCCAGGAUGCUCGAUUCCCAGCUUC